AUGGUCUCUUACACAGCCACCAACAGUAACAAUAGUGACACAUUGGUGAAGCCAAUGUCGUCAUCUGCACAACCACCAUCUGGUAGGUAUGUGGAUCAUCAUCAAGAUCCAUUGGAGGACCUCAGAAAAUCCUUCUCUAAAAAACAAAUGGGUAGACCCUUGGGCUCUAAGAACAAGCCCAAAACAUGCACUAUUAUCGAGGAAGACACACAAAACUUUAUAGAGUGGGUAGGGCUUGAGAUCCCAAUAAGAGAAGAUAUUGUAGUGAAUAUAAUAAAAUACGAUCAACAACUUCAACAUAACAUAAUUGUUUCGGGGGUUUCGGUCUUAUCUCUAACUUACCAUUCUGGAUCCAGUAUCAUGUGA
Messenger RNA from Vicia faba (fava bean), 366 nucleotides. The record is from the annotation of a GenBank genome assembly. NCBI's taxonomy places the organism in Eukaryota, Viridiplantae, Streptophyta, Magnoliopsida, Fabales, Fabaceae.